Messenger RNA from Egretta garzetta (little egret), 6372 nucleotides. RefSeq names its product stonin 2 (gene STON2). NCBI's taxonomy places the organism in Eukaryota, Metazoa, Chordata, Aves, Pelecaniformes, Ardeidae. Gene Ontology annotation, molecular function: clathrin-cargo adaptor activity. The record is from RefSeq and is a predicted model, not a curated record. Gene Ontology annotation, cellular component: synaptic vesicle; AP-2 adaptor complex. The transcript has 10 exons. Gene Ontology annotation, biological process: synaptic vesicle endocytosis; clathrin-dependent endocytosis; regulation of endocytosis. Bases 2349 to 5012 code for a protein of 887 amino acids.
CUAUAAAAGGGGAUCACACUCACCUUUGCAAGUUGCUUCCUUUUUAGAUAGGCAACAAUGAACUGAAAUUCUAUUUUUGUUUCAGAGGAUAUUAAACUAAAAAGAUUUAGUUUGAUUUGAACUACUGCAAAUGGAUAUGGCAAAUAGGGACUAUUGGGGGAACCCUUUGUUUUUAUCAGCUGCAGUUCUUUAAAGGGUCUUGUAGGAGUUUUGUAAAUUUAUUUUGUAUUUAAAAUCAGUAUAAAGGCUGGUCAAAUGUAAUAUAAUUGUGUAAACAAAUUCUGUUAAUAGAAAGAUGUACAGAUUCAUUUUGUACUGUAUCUUUAAUCUUGUGAAAUAAAGAUACCACCUGUGUGGUUACCCUCAGUGUUCACAGUGGUUAUGAUACCAGAGGAUGUCAGUUGUUAGUAGAAUGCACUGAUACAUGCCACUGCUAAAUGCAUCUGUUCCUCUAAGGGUACUUGCACUUCCUUCACUUCUAUUCCUCUUCAAAAAAAUAAAUCUCUUUAUUUAGGAGGGGCAUAGAAAGGGGAAUGGGAAAAUACGCAUUUUAUCUUCAGCUGUGCUAGAAACUUGCCCUCUGUGUGUGUGUAUGUGUGUGACCCUUUCUUCAGUGUAUAAACAUCUGUACCGUGCGUGGCAGACGGAGAACUGCUGCGCGAUGCGAAAGUAAUGGCCAGUAAUGUUAAUUAUUAUUGCAUUGUCAAUACUAAACCAGGAAUAUUACAGUGACUAGAAACAGAUACUGGGGGAGGGACUACUAACUCCAAGCUGACAAGUUUGCUUGCUUUUCAGGCGUUUUUCAGUGCACUCAUCCCUUCAGGCUCCACCUGUUGAGAUUCUGGAUCCUCCCUUGUGAAUGUAUUGAGCUGGUUUGCUUUCCAAUGUGCUUAUUAAUGUGGAAGACAACUUCAGGGAGAGAAGGAAAGUAAGGAGCGUGAGGGAGCAAUGAUAACUGCUGCAGAAGGCAUCAAUAGAUGAACUGUCUUGGGUAUCAGCCCCAGUUACAUAGUUUUCUGGAGUAUUUGGAGGCUUCCCAUGUUGUCUGUUGCUGCCAAAUAGCACUUGUUGCAGGUAGGAAACAACUGCUGGUACUAAAACCAGCUUGAGUCUGACAGAUUGUAGCUCAAGCUUAGUGAGGUCAUCCCCCAACUUCCAAAAGAGCCCGUGGCUUGAGAUGCAAUUGCUGAUGUGCUCAAGUGAGGUGGGGUCAGAAGUGUCGAUACCUUACUGUACUUGUAGCCUGUAGUCAAUAGGGAGUUGUUUUCUGUGGUGGGAAUAGAGUACCAGGUUAUACCUGGUAAAUGAUGGUGGGGCGGGGGGUUAAAGGAAGAGCCACAGAGUAAUGUUCAUUGAAAACGAGUAUAUUUGUUUUGGUUUCCUGGCUUGCCUGGUUUUGUUUGGUUUUUUAUGUGGCUUUAUUCUCCUCAGUCUAAGACUAAAACAUUUCAUUUAAAAUUAAAAUAUUAAUAGAAAGUAUAGUUUGUAAACCUGCAACACUUGUUUAAUUAUAAUGUGUUAUUUGGUGUAAUGGCAAAAUGUUCUUCCUCAUCUCUAACUGAUCAUGAGCUUAAUGGCAUUUCUGAAUCCUGACUUUAAUUCCUGCUUUUAUAAAGAAUUAUUGAGGAAAAAAGUCACUCCAGUUGCAAAAAAAAAAAUCAGAAGACUAAAUGACUUCUUUCAAAGCUAAGCUGAGGGAGGCCAGUGUACCGUCUAUCCAGGCUAGCCUGUGUCGCCUGAAGCAAAGACUGUUCACCUGCAUCCACAUGUCUACAAGAACGUUUCAGCAGAAGAGACCUACGACGACCACCUAGUCCAACUGCCUGACCGCUUCAGGGCUGGCCAAAAGUGUCCUCUGUGUUUCUAAUUCUGAGAAGGCUCAGGAUAAACAUAAGAACCUGUAACAGGCUAUCAGAAAACACACCUGGUGUUGAGUCUUGAUUCCAACCUGACUGAUGAAAUGUCACGCUGUGUGCUUGAGGAACGCAAGAUACGGCAGGCCCCUGCCACUGUUGGAGUCGGCGUUUGUAGCUGCCUUUGCGACUACAGGCUCAUAGCACUGUUGGGAAAAGUUACCCUGUAAUGGCUGAUCCCAAUGCUGUUAUUCAGAAAACGAACGAUGGAAAAAGAAGAGAGAUGUUCAGGACUUGACCAAAACUGGGAAAGAAUUGACAGCCUUGGAGGUUUUUUUUCCUAGUCAGGAUCUCUUCCAAGCCAGUACAUCAGAGCACUUGAAAAGAAAGCACAAAGGAGGUGUUUCCCUCUGCUGGCUCAUCAUCACCGUACCUCUUUCCCAUUCUGCUUCCUCCUUAUAAUCCCGAAGUGAAGAUGAGUAGCCUGCUGCGAAUAUGACGUCUCUGACUGGUGUCAUUGCCUCCCACCAGUCUGAGUGGGUGUCCUUCACUGAUGAGCUGCUCCUCCCUGUUAACCCACGAGGUAGCACUGAGGAGCCUCUGGAAAAAUGUUUUUCUUCCUCAGACACCUCCUCAGAAGAGAACCAUAAUGCGGAUGGAGAAUUUCAAGACCCCUCCCACACAAAGCUGGAAGAUGCAGCUGACCAGCCCAAGGUGGAUUCUGCUGUGCUUGGGAACCACGUGUGUCCCAGAGCUGAUCUGUCAUCAUCCAUCAGCACUUGGGUUCAGUUUGAAGAUGCACCGUGGACCAGUGCUCCAUCGACCCACCCACAAGCAGUGUCUCCAUCCAAAGCACCCAGCUGGACUUCCCCCUCCUCCAACUCUUCGGAGAGGCAAGCCCAUGCCUCGGAGAGCAGCUGGACAACCAACUCGGAAGACACCAGCAGCCCUAGCAUUGCUCCCUCCUACACAGAUCUGCAGUCAAUUAAUACUGAGGACUUGACCAGUGGUGGAACAUCUGCAGCAGAUUCAGCUGACAAUUCCUCGUCUCUCCAGGAAGAUGAAGAGGUAGAUAUGGAGGCUGUCAACUGGCAGCUGAACAGCACCUCCAUGAAUGGGCAUUCAUCUACCCCAACCACGGUUCGCUUUCCCAGCUGGGUGACUUUUGAUGACAAUGAAGUCAGUUUUUCACCGCAGAACCUUUCCCCCUUGAAAACAGAUACCCCACCUGCAGAAACACAGACUCCAGAUGUUAACUUUAACCUCACUACAUCCUUUAAGAAAAGAGAACGUCCUAAAAGCACAUUGGGUGAGCUCUCCAAAAUUCAAAAACUAGAUCUCUCCUCUUUAACCAAGUUGCCUUCUGUUGAAACACCACCAUGGAGUGCUACUAAUCCCUUCCUGGAUGAAUCUCUGCGAGAUGUCCAACCCUCACCCAUCAAUCCAUUCAGCUCAUUCUUUGAGGAGCGAGACAGGCGUUCCAAAAGUUCUUCUGUCUCCAGUGCUCCAGGCAAAAGCCAAAGAGAUUCUCUCAUUAUUCUCCAUCAAGAGCCUGAUACCAUCAGUUUCCAUGAGGCAAACAAAAGUGUAACCCACACAGAUGCUGUAGAGCAGCUCAAGCAACUCCAGAUUGGAGACCCAGAUCGUGUGAGCAGCCCUACCUUGCCUGAUGAUGACCCCAUGAUGCCAUGUGAUCUGGAUGCAGCCUUAUUUAACCUGGCACCAGCUCAGCCAAAGGAUGGAUGGCCAAUGAUGCUCAGGAUCCCAGAGAAGAAGAAUAUUAUGUCAUCCAGGCACUGGGGACCAAUAUAUGUCAAGCUGACCGACAGUGGAUGUAUACAGCUUUUUUAUGAGAAAGGACUGGAGAAGCCUUUCCGGGAAUUCAAACUUGAAAUCAAUCAUGAGAUUUCAGAGCGCAAACUCCAGAACUAUGAUGAGAAUGGAAGGAUACACAGUGUGCGCUUGGACCGCACAACCUACAAGGAGAAGAAGAAGUAUCAGCCUAAGCCAGCCAUUGCUCACACAGCAGAGAGAGAGCAGAUUAUCAAGCUUGGGACUACAGAUUAUGAAGACUUCCUUAGCUUCAUCAGUGCUGUGCAAGAUACACUGAUGAACUUGCCAGCCUCAUCAACAGAUCUGAGCACAGUGGGACUAAACUAUCAAGAAGAAGAAAUCACGGUUGAUGUCAGGGAUGAGUUUCAUGGCAUCUUGGCCAAAGGAGACAGUGCGAUUCUCCAGCACAGUGUGCUGACCCAUAUCUAUGUUCUCAGCUUCCUUUCUGGCCUGGCAGAAUGCAGACUGGGCCUUAAUGAUAUCCUGAUCAAAGGCAACGAAAUAGUUGCAAGGCAGGAUAUUAUGCCCACUACUACCACUAAGUGGAUUAAAUUAUACAGCUGUCGGUUCCAUUCAUGUGUGGAUGAGGAUAUGUUUAAUAACUCCCGUAUUAUCCUGUUCAACCCCUUGGAUGCCUGCAGGUUUGAACUGAUGCGAUUUAGAACUGUCUUUGCUGAGAAAACUUUGCCUUUUACUCUGAGGACAGCUGCCAGCAUCAAUGGUGCUGAGGUGGAGGUGCAGAGCUGGCUGAUGAUGUCCACUGGGUUCUCUUCCAACCGUGACCCUUUAACUCAGGUCCCUUGUGAAAAUGUGAUGAUCCGCUACCCAGUGCCAAACGAGUGGGUGAAGAACUUCCGCAGGGAGAGUGUCCUGGGGGAGAAAUCUUUGAAAGCCAAGGUGAACAAGGGGGCCGCUUUUGGAUCAACCAGUCUCUCUGGUUCUGAGCCAGUAAUGAGAGUAACUUUGGGAACUGCCAAAUACGAGCAUGCCUUUAAUUCCAUCGUAUGGAGGAUAAACCGACUGCCUGACAAAAACUCAGCUUCUGGCCAUCCUCACUGCUUCUUCUGUCACCUAGAGCUUGGCUCUGACCGGGAAGUGCCUUCCAGUUUUGUCCGCUAUGUAGACGUGGAAUUUGACAUGCCCUCUACUUCUGCAUCCAAAGCCACCGUUCGGUCCAUUUCCGUUGAGGACAAGGUCGAUGUGAGGAAGUGGGUCAACUAUUCAGCACACUACAGUUACAAGGUUGAAAUAGAGCAGAAAAAAAGCUUGAAUGAGGAUCUGAAGGGAGAAGAUGCUGCAAAUGUCAAUGAAUGUGCUAUGCAGUGAAGGAAGAUCAGUCUAUAACAGACCUGGAAGAAAGGACUUGCAGGGUUUUGGGUAUUUUUCUUUAAAAAAGUAUGGAGUACUACUUUUAAAAUAAUGCUCUGAAGAGUACUAUUUUUCCUUGUGAUCAUCCAUACUUUGAGAAGAAGCUUGUCAGUGGUUUGUCUGGAGCGGACCUAUGGGCUUUUGCUGGAACGAUGUCAGUACAGUUGGGGUAUAGACAGAAUGACGUGUAUUACAGUCCAGCCUGCCUUUUCUGCCUCUUCACCAUCUAGGUUCUGCACUGACGUAUGGUCUGGCCACCAUCACAGCCAAACCCGAAAGCAGCCUUUAUCUCACUUAUAAUCUUACCCUCCUACAAGAAGCACGGUUUUUGUAUCCCUGUUGAUUUGGUUAUUGGUAGAUUCACUUCCUUCAGAACUGCCAGGUAAUACCCAGGGAGCAUUGAGUGAAAAAUGAUAUAAAAUCUCAUUUCUGAAGUGGUCAACAGAGUGAAAACCCUGAGCAUCAUUCUGGAGAAUCCACAAACUCUGCAUCUUAAACAUAGUAAAUGGUGAAGCAGAUGAACUACAGCCAGGACAGCUAAUCAUGUAGCUGUUCUAGUCACCCCUUCCCCUCUCGUCCCCUGAGCAACAACAUGUCUUCGUGCACGUUUUCAUGGGGUCUGCACAACUUACAAGAAAGCCUCUCCAAUUUCUUAAAAAAAAUUAUUUCUUAGUCUGGGCUGUUCUGUUAUCUUGACUGAACAUGGUUAUGGCUGCUAGUAACAGGGAAUGUACGUUAUAAUAGAGGAGAUACAGGAGGGACUUUGCUAAGAUUAGAUCAUUCCUGCAUAGAAAGGUAUUUAAGGGAAAAACAUUGGGGUUUGGGUUUUGUUAUAUGUUUUCCUGGAUGGGUAAGGUGGGCGAUUAUUGAAAAUGUCAGAGCACAGUUACUUUAGCAGACAAUGCUGUUUGCCUUCCUGAAAAUCCUUGGAAGUCUGUCCAGCAAAAUACUAUUUUCAUAUUCUAUCUUGAACCUACAACAUAAGUAAGUCGCAUCUUUAUAGAACCCCCACUAACUGGGACCCAAAAUCUCUUUUCAAAAAUUAACAACAAGCUUCCAUCAUGGAGAUUUUUUUUUAUCUCCACUUAGCUGAAAGUAACAGCAAGUCUUAAAACUUCUUUCUAAACAAAAAUGCAAUAGGCAAAAAUCACUCAUUCAUACAUACUUUCAGAGAAAACAGCGUUCAAAGUACCCAUUUUUUGUAGUUUCCAUGCCUUGCGUAAUAUUUUGUCUUGAGGUACUUUUAAAUGUAAAAAAAGUAAUUUAUUAAAUCUUUUAUCUUUUGAAAGGUUACUGCUGACUUCAAAAUCACACACUU